This is a messenger RNA of Lodderomyces jiufengensis, 771 nucleotides long. RefSeq lists its product as uncharacterized. The record is from RefSeq and is a predicted model, not a curated record. The transcript has a single exon. Lineage: Eukaryota; Fungi; Ascomycota; Pichiomycetes; Serinales; Debaryomycetaceae. The coding region runs from base 1 to 771 and encodes 256 amino acids.
AUGUCAAUUAAAGAUUUAGCAGACAAAAUACGACCAAAAUAUAUAAUAUCCGACUGGGAUGAAACUAUAACUACAGAAGAUACAAUCCAAUAUGUUGGUGAAGUACCAUACUUAAAGAAUCCAAAUUUACAACCACCUUUUAAACAUUUUUCAGAAAUAUAUUACAACUCAUACAAAAACUACAAGUCUAAACAUAAAUUAGAUACAAUUGAUGAUUAUGUGGAGUUUUUAGAGGGCAUGAACCCUAUAGAAUCAAGCUCAAUUGAUCAGUUACAGCAGCAUAAAAUUUUCCAAAAUUUAUCAAAACAAGACUUUUUGAAUCAGUCAACUAAGAUAAAACUUCGACCUUCAGUGAUUGGAUUUUUUCAAAAAUGCAACUCACUAAACAUUCCUGUAUAUAUAUUGAGCACAAAUUGGACAAGUUUAAUUAUAGAGGAUAUUUUAACGACUCAAAACAAUUUAGAACUUGCUGGUGUAAUCACUAACGACUUUGUAUUCCAAGAUGGUAAAACCACCGGAAAUUGGGACACUACUAGAGAUCAAAUUAGGACGUCAGUUGACAAAUUGAGCUUUGUCCAACAAUAUAUAGAGAAAGACUCUGACAAAAAUGAUAUCAUGUAUAUAGGUGAUAGUACAAACGACUUGUUACCAAUUUUAGAAGUUGAUUAUCCUUGUUGUAUUAAAGAUUCAAAAUUAGAUACAAUUCUUGAUGAUUUCAAGAUUGAUCAUUAUAGUGGAGAUUGGAAAGAAUUUAUAGAUCUAAUAGAUUAA